GACCGGCCCCGGCCGGCCCGGUCUGCGCGGCGCGUCCGGCGAGCGACCUGUUUGUCAGUCGCUGAGGCCGGGCAGGGAUAGAGCGGAGUGGUUCUGCGGCCAGUCUGCCGGCGCGUGGGAGUGGGCUGAACGGUUGGACUGUGAACUGAGAGCUGGAGCCGAGAGCUUUUCUAUCGAGUUACAGCGGUGUGAUAGCGGCCGACUGUAGGUGCUGAGUAAAUUGAAUCGACAACGCCCGCACCCCAGCCGCCGCCAUGGGAUCCGGCUCCAAGCAGGCGCUGGACUAUUCGUCCGACUCGGCCGACAAGUAUUCGGCGCGCUACCUGCGCAACAGCAAGGCGAUCGGCGUGCUGUGGGCCGUGUUCACCGUGUGCUACGGCAUCCUGAGCGUGGUGGUACUGGUGCAGCCGCAGUGGGUGGGAGACACGGCUGACUCGCCCGGCUCCGGGUACUUCGGCCUCUGGCGGCACUGCGUCUACUCCAGCGCACUGCAGGUGGAGUCUCCCUUGGCCUGCGCCGGUCGGCUGACGGACCUCUCCAGCAUCGUCUCGGCGCCGUUCCGCGCGGCCACCAUCUUCGUGGGCCUGGCCGUCAUCAUUGCGCUGCUCUGCAUCAUCUGCUUCCUCAUGUUCUGCUUCCUGCGCUCCAGCACCGUGUUCCACCUCUGCGCCUGGAUGCAGCUGCUCUCCGGUAUCUGCCUGCUGGUGGCUCUGUUAGUCUUCCCAGUCGGCUGGGACGCCGGCCGUCUGCGGGAGGUCUGCGGACCGGAGGCCGACAAGUACCACCUGGGCCGCUGCGGCAUCCGCUGGGCCUACAUGCUGGCCAUCGUGGGCGCCAUCGACGCCCUGGUGCUGGCCGCGCUGGGCUUCGUGCUGAGCUCUCGCGAGGAGCAGCUGUGGCGGCAGCCGGAGCCGGCCGGCGUGCCGGCGCCCCCCGGAUCGGUGCUCUAUGAGGCGGCUUCGGUGGCAGGCUCGCGUCGCUCCAUGAACCUGCAGCCCGUGAUGCUGAUGCCGCAGCUGGACCAGGACCGGUACUCGGAGUUCUCGCAGAGGUCGGCGGUGUCGGCCCGGUCUCCGCCCGCCCCGGCCCAUAACUUCCACCUUUAAACGGCGGUGAAGGGGGAGACAGCUGUCCGUCCAAGCUGCUACCUACUUCUGUCCGCAAUCUCUAUCUAUAGCUGGCUAUGGAGCAGGAGACCGUUGUCGACUAACCUACAACGUUCAUCCGAAGGUGAUGAACGUUCAAGGGACACACCAAUCGGUCUCCGAUAGGGCUUACUGUGGCCAGCCCCCAUCUGUGGGGCGUCGGUGGACCGGUAGGAAAACAUCGGUGUCAUAAUCGCCAUUAUCCGUCCACGACUUGUGUUGACGAUUCCUGCUGUCACUGAAUUAUUUUACCGAGAUGCUGUACCUAUUGCCUUAUGUGGAAUUUGCUUGUUACUUGUUUUUAAUUUCAAUAUUCGGUACGCGUCAGUUUAGGUCAAGCCAUAGCACCAUAGCGUUGCUCUGUGUAUGAAAUGUUUUUCUCAGACGCAGUUGAAUGUGUUCAGACAUGUUCGGAAAAUGGACCCACUUCAUGACUUCAUUACAUACAACAGCGCAAAUGUUUACUCACUAAUAUUCUGCAGCUGGUAAGUAGCUUGUGGUGUCGUGAUGCAUUACUGCAGACACCGUUAGUACAUACUUCCUGCCACAGUGCUAUGCGAUGUAGUCCCUGACGAAGCAACGGACAACACUCAUUUGUAACUAUGUGCCAAUCAAAGGCCAGAACAGGAUCACACACCACUGGAGCCACCUGCAUACUAUGUAGUGUGAACAGAGUUCGAGAGAUCCGUGCCAGGAAUCACCGUUUGACUUUUAUGGGGAAGCCGCAGUGGAAUCAAUGCCACAAUGUAGAACAUGAUUGCUUACUAGCUGUGUUCUGCAUUGGUUGGCUUUUCUGUUUUGCUCCCGACCUUUCCGCUGGAUAUUUGUGGGUGUGUUUGAACUCGCAUUCGUGAGCACGCGUAUGUUUAAUGUUCUUUUGUCAGAUUUGUGUCUUAGAAAAACAUAGUAAGAAAGUGCGUAGUGUAAACCUUACGAAUGCACUUUAUGUAUCUUAUUAUGAAGCGUAUUGAUCUUUUAGUGACGUAAUAAACCGAGUGAACCGCC
Molecule: messenger RNA, 2150 nt
Organism: Amphibalanus amphitrite
Lineage: Eukaryota; Metazoa; Arthropoda; Thecostraca; Balanomorpha; Balanidae
Product: LHFPL tetraspan subfamily member 3 protein-like
Exons: 3
Coding region: 255-1106 (283 amino acids)
Biological process (GO): sensory perception of sound
Cellular component (GO): plasma membrane
Source: RefSeq, a predicted model, not a curated record